ACGAAUACGUCAUUAACGUGCGCCGCAGGAAAAGGUUUCGUCGUUUCGGCUGGCGAUUGUCUCAAAGCAGGAUGCCCCUUCCUGCAGCAUUGCUGGCACGUCUGGCCAAGCGAGGAAUUGUCAAACCCUCAGAGCAAGGGGCAGAUGAAGAGAUUAUUGCUGAAGAUUACGACGACAACAAUGUCGAUUAUGAAGCCACCAGGAUAGAAAAUCUGCCGCCAAACUGGUAUAAAGUGUUUGACCCUACUUGCGGCCUUCCUUACUACUGGAAUGUGGAAACGGACUUGGUGGCCUGGCUGUCGCCGAACGACCCGUCGGCUCAAAUAACAAGAGCUGCAAAGAAACAAAAAGCGGAGGACGACCGAGGUGAGCGUCAGUCUGACAAGACGGACAGAGAGCGGGACCGAGAUCGCGAGCGCUACCGAGACAGAGAGCGGGACAGAGACCGCGACCGUGAGAGGGAUGAGCGCCGCGAACGAGACAGGAGGAAGCAGAGGCGGGAGGACGUGGCACCCUAUAGAAAGGGCAAAAUUGCUAAAAAAGAUGAUGAAAUGGACCCCAUGGACCCAAGUGCAUAUUCUGAUGCUCCCAAGGGCUCGUGGUCUAGUGGUCUUCCCAAACGUAACGAAGCAAAGACAGGAGCCGACACUACGGCCGCCGGGCCUCUGUUCCAGCAGCGACCGUACCCGAGUCCGGGAGCCGUACUCCGCGCCAAUGCAGCAAACCAAUUUGUCAACGAGUAACGCCAACUCUCGAUGUGAUUUCUUUUGGUAGUGGAAGAGUUGUAUAAAAGUCAUUUUGUAAGCAACAAACGUUUGCUAGGCAGUCUGAUCUUAGAAUGCCACUUUGUUCUUCAUUUUAUUCGAACUUCUUACUAUGAAUAGAUCUUACUUCAUCUGUCACCAUUGCCGCUUCAGUUGAAGGUUUUUAUUCCUAGGGUGACAGUUUGGUUUAUUUCCAUAUGGAAGUUCUUAAAGCAAGAAGGACCCGUUAUUUAAGGUUAUUUUAUGACCUAUGUUGUCACUGUAGCCAUUUGAGGCCACGUUUUGCUUUCCGAUAGAAAGUUAACUUUGUUGGUCAAACAAUUUAAAGGCCAAAUGCUCUAAUCUCAUCUUCAUUUAGUGGAACUAGUACUCUUGUAUUAAUAACGUGUACAAAUUCACAAUUUUAUUACAAACAUUACAAAAUGAUAUUUUGUUCUUACAAUAAGAGAAUAAUAAGUCAAUAGUGGUCUGUCGCUCCCACAUAGUGACAAAUAAAAUCAUAGUCCAAAGUGAA
Syngnathus typhle (broad-nosed pipefish) is the source of this 1278-nucleotide messenger RNA. It is a transcript of the gene pqbp1, whose product is annotated as polyglutamine binding protein 1. NCBI's taxonomy places the organism in Eukaryota, Metazoa, Chordata, Actinopteri, Syngnathiformes, Syngnathidae. Gene Ontology annotation, molecular function: protein binding; ribonucleoprotein complex binding. The coding region runs from base 72 to 743 and encodes 223 amino acids. The record is from RefSeq and is a predicted model, not a curated record. Gene Ontology annotation, cellular component: nuclear body; cytoplasm. Gene Ontology annotation, biological process: alternative mRNA splicing, via spliceosome. The transcript has 7 exons.